This is a messenger RNA of Lucilia cuprina (Australian sheep blowfly), 9837 nucleotides long. It is a transcript of the gene osp, whose product is annotated as centromere-associated protein E. The transcript has 8 exons. The record is from RefSeq and is a predicted model, not a curated record. Gene Ontology annotation, cellular component: actin cytoskeleton. Bases 34 to 8472 code for a protein of 2812 amino acids. Gene Ontology annotation, biological process: actin filament organization. Lineage: Eukaryota; Metazoa; Arthropoda; Insecta; Diptera; Calliphoridae. Gene Ontology annotation, molecular function: actin filament binding.
CAGCCCGAGACUGUACCACAAGCCUGUAUUGAUAUGACCAAAGUUUUAGAGGUUACUACCGCCGAAGACGUAACCGGUCAUACAAAUUCGAUUGCCAUAACGGCUCCCGAUCGUGUUACAUUCGUCAAAGGUACCUGUCCGGAAGAAUCAAAAUGGUGGCUUAACACAUUAGCAGCCUUUCCCAAAUCGAAGGGGCGACAUAAACGUAAUGCCACAUUUCCGGGUGCCCAAGCUACCACAAUAUUACAAUCAACUAAUUCCGAUGCAGCUGCCAUUAAUGCAACAACACGUAAUCGUCAUAAUUCCUAUCAUAAGGAUAUUUUAACGUCCACCCAAUCAACUGGUGUUUUAGCAUCAACUACCGUUUCAGCGUCAUCGACAACAACAUCAUCAUCAGCUGCGACAGCAAACACAGCGGCAAUGGCGUCAAAACAGGAGAAAAAAUCAUCGUCAGGCAUCAAGAGCAACGGUAGUUCAAAAUUAUGGUCACAUAAUGAUGUUGUCGUUACAACAAAAACUACAAUGACGACUAGUAAAAAUGCUGCAGGCAUUAAAAAUAAUCAUAAUGUUAAUGUUGGUCUACGAAAUGUUGCUGCUGUCAAUAAUAACGUUGUCGAUGAUGAUGAUGAUGACGAAAACGAGGAAGAUGUUGAUGAUGAUGACGAAGAAGACGAAGAAGACGAUGGUGUUGAAACGGGUGAGGAUGAUGAGGAAGAUGAGUGUGAUGAAGAGGAAGAAAGUGGUAACUCAACGGGUGAGGAAUGUAAUACCAAAAAGAAAAGUUCAAUGGCUGGAACAAGUGUUCAUGAUGAAAAUAAUCGUAAUGCUGUUAAUGAAAUUAAAAAUAGAGUUUCACCACCCUGUCUGCUAAUCGAAGAUAUACGGCGAGAUGAAAAGACCAUUAAGGAUCUAACCAAUACCAUUACCAAUCUAAGUCAACAACAAAAGAAUCGUUGGACAACAACGGCUGUUAACAAUGUUCUUAAUACACAUUUGCAUCAACACAACAGCAACAACAACAGCAAUAACAAAACGCAACAGCAAGAUGUUAACAAUUCUCGAGAUGAAACCGAUUUUUAUAGGCCAAACAGCAACAAACAUACAACAUCGUCGUCAUCAACAUCAUCAUCAAUGGCAGCAUUAGAAACACAAAGUCAUUUAAGACCAAAAUCUUUGCCAUUGGCCUCAAAUUCAACACCCGCCAUAGUAUCCGCCAUUGUUAAGAAAAUUCCACCAGUUAUGGUGUCAUCUUCCAGCCAGGCGAAUGCAACAACAAACAACAACAGCAGCAGCAACAACAACAGAAGCAAAUCUAGUCCACGCUAUCAAAUGCAACAACUACAAAGCAAUCAAAAUUUAAACCGACGCCAACAAAAACAAGCUCUCGAACGUGGUGAUCCCGAUGGUGGUUGUAAUUUAGAUGAUCUCUCUUCUAACUAUUUGGCCAAAACAGUAGAAUUGCGUGUGAAUCCACCACCACCAACACCGACAGCAAAUAUUACAACACCACCCACCACAACCACCACCACUCUAUCGGCCUCAGUUGUUGAAUCACUCAAUGCCAAAAAAGGUUGGCUAAUGAAGCAAGAUAAUCGUACGGGUGAUUGGACAAAGCAUUGGUUUACUUUAAGUGGUGCUGCUCUGUUCUAUUAUCGUGAUCCUGUUUCAGAGGAACGUGGUGUCUUGGAUGGUGUAUUGGAUGUUAAUAGUCUUACAAAUGUGGCUGAAGUAAAUGCGAAUAGAAAUUAUGCUUUUCAACUAACAACAUGGGAUAAACGGCGCCUAAUAUUGGCUAGUCUAUCGCCCAAUUCACGUAAUAGUUGGAUAGCAAUUCUACGAAAUGCUGCAGGUCUGCAACAAAAUUCUACUGUAGUCUUACAAAGCAGCAGCAACAGCAACAAUAGCAAUAAUAAUAAUAAUAAUAGUAAUGGUAGCCAAAGCAAUUGUAGCAUGAUGAAGCAUUCUUCUUCUACCUUGGGUACGAAUGAAAUUCAUAAUAAUGGCAGUAAUAAAUCUAUGCCUACAACAGAGCUUAUAAUCAAAGAUAAUACAAGUGAUGAUAUGAAAAGUGAAAUUGAAAAGGAUUUCAUAAAGGCACAAAGGAUUAACAAUAAUAACAACAACAAUAGUAACAAGAGUGUGAAAAAAUUAACAACUGAAACUAGUCCCCAGGUGAUAAUCACCAAUAUCAGUAGUUCAACUUCACCCAAAUCAUCUUUAAUAAGUCCCCAGACUCCCAUAACACCAAAGACUGCCAUGCAUUUCUCUUCAGAUGAAGAAUAUCGUACGGCCUCUGAAGGUGGCCGACGCGAUAGUAUAGGUGAUUGGGGUUCUCCUUUAUCACCCUCUCCACCUGCACCCCUUAAUAUAAUGAGAGCCAAAGAUAGAAUGCGUACACGUACCACUACUCCCUGCCCUAGAAUGCACAAACGAUCGAGAUCAUCUCCUCCCUCUUCGAGACGUAGCACGGUGGAUAGUGUGGGUUCCGAUGAACUACCUGUUAUACAUACCGUACAUGAGGAAAUCAAUCUGAAUGUGGAUAAAGAACUGCAAUUCCGUUUGAGUGUAGUGGAAAAGGAACGCGAUAUGUUAAGAGAUGAAGCCAAAGAACGGGAAACCCGCAUGUCUGAACUGCUCAACACUUUGGAGCGUACAGAGCAAGAGUUGAACAAUCGCAUCCAUGAAAUGGAAGAAGUCAGAGAGAGUCUUAGUACUCAAUUAGAUGAUGCCAAGAGAAAUGCCUCUGAAAUCAUCGAGAGACUAACAGAUGAACUGGAAGAAAGCCAAAGAAAAAUAAAAGAUUUAGAAGAUCGUCUAGCGAGUGGCAUAGAAGAAAAUGAAAAUCUUUACAAGCGUUUAAGGGAAAUGGAAAGCUAUAGUCCAGCUAGUUUUAUAAAUAUGCAAAAAAGUAAAAUGAAACGUAUGGAUUCACUAAGCGAUCUGACACAAAUCAACGAUAUAGAUCCCUAUGGCCUAGAACGUGAUUCAUUGGCGGAGGAAUACAGUGAAUUAAAGGGACGCUUUGAAAAGGCAGUCAAUGAAAUAAGAGCCAUGAAGCGGGAAUUGAAAGAAUCCCAAAAUCAAUAUGAUUCCUUGGAAAUUUCAUACGCUUCUUUGAAACAAGAUCUGGAACGCAAAGAGAUAGAAGAUCAAUCGCAAUUGCAAAUGAUGGCGGCCCGUAUACAAGAUCUCACACUCAAAUAUAGUUCGUCAGAAAGGCAGGUUAGAACACUUAAGCAGAAAUUAGCCAAGUCCGAACGUAGAAGAUCCUUAUCACUUAAAGGCAAAGAACAGUUAACGGUAUCCAAAGAAUUGGAAGUGAAAUUGGGAGAAUUGGAAAGUAAAAUAGAUAAGUUGGAAAAAACUCAUCAAUUGGAUAUAAAACAACCAAUUAUGGAAAAUCCUCAAGCGUCUAGAUCGAGCAUUAAAAAAUCAUCUAGGAGACGUUCAUUAGAUGCAAAUCUAUCGACUAUAGGAAGCUCUGACUCUUUGCAAUUUUUGGUUAGAGUUAAUGACUUGGAAAAACGUUGUGAAGGUGUCAAUAGUUCUAGAAGUUCUUCUUGUACACCUACACCAAAUUCGGCUACACCAAAUUUAGAUUCACCUUCGAGAGCUUCGCCAGCCGGUAACGUAAGAUUAUCAGAACAUUUAAUCGAACGUUUAAGAUGCCUCGAAAGUGUAUUGGUUACAAGCAAGGAUCGUUUAGAACAAAGUCUAAGUCAAUUACAAAAUUUAAGAUCUUCACGCACUAGACGUUCAGUAUCACCGAUAACGGAACGCAAAGAUUCUUACCGUUUCGUAGAGCGUUGUCUCCAUGAGGUAGUUAAGUUAAUAAGGGAAUCAACUGAAACCUGUGUACUGCAAAGUACCCAUCAUGAACUACCACAACCCAGUGUCUAUAUGUUACCCGACUCUAGUCCUGUUAAGAAAGCUUUAACUCAGUUAGAAUCUCAGUUGAGAUGCAAAUUGGCAGAAUUGCUUAAGCAACGUCGUAUGCUGAGAGAACGUAAUGAAUUGACUAAACGUAAGGAUUUAGAACUGUUGGCAGAAAGGAUAGCAUUUGAAAGUGUAUGCUUUGGAAAACUUAGAGACUCUGUAGAGAGAGCAGAAAAUCCAGAACUAUUUUGUGAGCGUCAAACUAGGGCGGAAGUGGCUGAAACUUCACAUCUUAUGUCAAUGCUGAAGGCCAAAUUACAAGGAAAAUGCACCGUAAAAACUAGCGGCAGUCUAGAUAUAUUGGCAGGAGUCUUAGCACGACGUCUUUUAUUAUCCUCCUAUGAGAAGACACAUGGUACACAGGCCCAACAAGAUGUCAAACUAACUAUGGAACCAGUAGAUCAAAAUAUGUUAGAUGAUCUCUUACGUCAACAGAAUGAAAUCAAUGUCAUAGCCAAACGUUAUAAAAACAACGCUAUGGAAAAUUUAGCCACCAGCUUAGCGGCUGAAACUUUAAGCUACAUGUCAGCCAAUGAUUUAGUGCAAGGUGCUGUUCAGGAAGCUUGGCGUCAAGCUCAAGAAACCGUCAAUGCUGAACUAGUACAAUCUGAAAUUGCUCAUAUAAUGAUGCGUAAUGCCGAAAGACUCGAAUCCUCAAUUGCUCCCUCUUUUGGCUACACUCUUACAUCCGAGGAACGUUUAUCUUUUGAGAAAUUCGCCGAUGCUGUACACGACGCUCUAAGAAGAGAAAUGGAAUUGGCUGUUACACAACUAACACAGUGUUAUGAAGAAACUAUGCAGCAAAUGAAACGAGGACAAUGGCGUAUGCAUUUGCAGCAUGAGCAUAAAGCUUCGGAAGGAAGGCAAUUGUUAACAGAGUUUGCCGAUAUCAUAGCUCACAAAGCUUUGGUAGAUGCACGCAUAGAUGUUUUAAGAGGUGACUAUGCCAACCAUUCAACUUCCAAGAUUGAUGAAGAAAAAGAGGUCAAACGUUUGGGUAUUACCGCUUUACAGAAAUAUGAAAAUCUUUUCGAGGAACUUUCGAAUGAUUUACAAAUUAACAAUCCCGAUGAUAUACUCCUGGAAGCUGAUUUCGAAUUUAUGUAUAAACAACAUGCUGUUGAUUUUCUCAGCGAUCGCCAGGUGUUGUGUGACAUUUCGACCUUCCUUAGUCAACUGGAAGAUUCUCUAAUAGCUUUGCAAUGCGAAGCGACAGCAUCUACCAAUGAACAUAUACCACGUACCGAAAUAUCCAUUGAAAGUCUACAAGAUGUUUGUCACAAAUGCUGUGAAUUACGCAAACGAGCUGAUCAACUUCUACAAGAGGUUCACCGCAAAUUGAAUGCUUCUUGUCAGCAUUGUUUGCAGGUGCGCGAAAAGUUGCACAGUCUGCAGGAACAGCAUGAAAGUGAAAUUUUACGUUUACAACAGUCACAUGCCAAAGAUUUAACAGCUCUAAUGCAACAAGUCGAACACCAACGUACAGCCAUACGUUGCCUAGAGGCUGAAAAGAAUGCCAUUAACCAAGACUUGAAUAAAAGCGAAGAGCUAAUGGAGGAGCGUGAACGUGAACUGCAAGCAGCAACACAGAGGCUCAAUGCAAAGGAGCUAACACUGCAAGCCACCCAAGGUGAACAGCAUGAGUUAUUGAAACGCCUCGAGGCGGAAGAGGAAAAAGUGCGUUCGUAUCAGGAGGAAAGUGAUGCUUUAACAAUGAAAUGCGCACGCCAAGAUGAUGAGUACGUAAUGCUGUUGCAGGAACGUGAUUACAUACAAGCACAGCUAGCCAAAGAACAGGAGAGAAGUAGACGUUUUGAAAAACGUUUAGAGCUAUUGGAAAUGGAGCAUGGCAAACAAAUGGAAUGCCUGCAGCAGGCAUAUCGUGAUCAAAUGUUGUCACAUUGUUCCGAAUUACCAAAUGUCGUAGAUGAGGAGUCCUUCCGUCAACGUUAUCAAUCAGAAAUUGAACAAUUAAGGACACUCUGUGAAAAGGGUUUGUCAGCCAUGGAAUCGUCACAUAGACGCACUCUAAAUGAUUUAGAGGAAAAACAUAAGCAAGAAAUUGAACGUUUGCUAAUCGAAAAGGAAACAGCCUUGGCUGAAGAAACCCAGGCUACAUUAGCUGCUCUUGAUGCCAUGCGUAAAGCACACCAAAGUGAAGUACAACGUGAAGUUGCACGCUUUAAACAAGAAUUUCUUAAGCAAUUUCAACAAAGGGGCGAACGUACUUUAGAUUCAACCAAGGCGAAGGAGUAUGUAUUUUCUGUACUUUUUUUUUUUUCUCUCUUUAGUGUUUUGCUUAAUUUUACUUAUGAUUUUAAAAUAAGAAAAUCUGAAACUAAACGAGGGUGGUUUGAAAAAUGUGGCAGUUCUAGUUCAGUUCUAAGGAACAAACAGUUCCGCGCUCAUUUGGCAUCCGAAGAUCCCUCUCAAGAUAUACAAUUUGUAACGAGACCCAAAGAUAGCGAAGACGAUAAUGGUGAUGCUGUUUGUCAAGAUAGUGAGCAUGUGCAUGCUAAGAAAUCUAAUCAGAAUGAUAAUGAUGCGAAAAUAUAUAAACAAGAAGAACUAUUAAAACAACAAAGUCAUUGUAAUGAUUACGAAGAUCAAACAACAAAACAACAACCACAAGAGCAACAACAUCAGCAAGAGCAGCAGCAGCAAGAUCAAGAAUCAAAACAAAAACAAUACAAGUUGAUUAAACCUUUAGGUACCACUUCCACACAAAUAAAAACACGCUCAGUUAAUGAUCUAAAUUCUCACAAUGAUGAUGAUGAUAAUAAUAGUAGUGGUAAAAUUGCAAAAGCAAUUGCAACAACAACAUCUUUACUAGCAAAUUUAACUUUCCCUUCCUCCUUGCUUGAAACAAGUGUUAUUCCAACAGAAACUACUUUAAGCACUAAUACUAUUACUAGCAAUACGGGCAUUUCUAUUACGGAGAAUGUUAAUAAUAAGGAGUUAAAUACUAAUAACAACACAACUUGCAAAACUACCACCAACACCAUUACUACCAUAGCUAACAACACCAACAACAAUAAAAACAACAAAGAUGUUAUCAAUUUUGCCAAGAACAAAAGCAGCAGCAACAAUAUUGUUGUCGCUGCUACUGCUGCCAAUAAUAAUGAUAAUAACACCAAUGUAACUUUACUAAAUAGCACUAGUGAUAGCAGUAAUUGUAAAAAUAUUAGUAGUAGUAAUAGUUGUAGUCAUAGUUAUGGUAGUGGCGUUAGUAGUAGUAAUAGUAGUAGUCAACUUAGUACAAACAGAAGAUCAUGCGGAGGAGCCGGUGGUAUUGAUGAUAAUGAUUAUUUAACCAAUUGUCGUUAUUCCUAUGAGCCAUGUUAUAAACAAACCAAUUUGUUUAACUAUCAGAAUAGGAUGUUAAACUUUGAAGGUUUGAAAACGUCAACCAGAACUACAUUUGGUAAAAAUUUGAAAACCUUUAAAAAUCAAUAUAAAUUAAACAAUACUAAAAAUAGUUUAAUAACAACCACACCAACAACAAUAAAAAAUGAAACAACAUCAUCAUCAUCAUCAACAACAACAGCAAAAGCAACAACCAAAAUAAGCAAAAACGAACAACAAAAACCACAAGUUUUUAAAUCAAUUAAAACAAUUCAAAUACCAGAAAAUGAACAAACCACAAAAACUAAAACAACAACAUCCACAUUUCAAUUGAAUAGUGAAAAUUUACCACAAACAGAAACAGAUACAAAAACAACAACAACAAUAAAAUCUAUACUAAACCCAGUGGAUUUACCAAAGAAUUUUAGUGCUAAUAAUACAAUUAAUAUAAAUUUAAAUAGUUUUUAUAAUAUGGAAAAGCAACUAAUAAAUAAACAACAAAAACAACAACAACUAGAUAAUAUUAAUACAAAAUCUUAUACAUUUAAUAACAGCAAUAACAAAAACACAACUUUAACAACAAAUGAUAAGAAAAAUAUACAACCGAUUGCCGAAAGAUGCAGUGCAAUUAAUUUAAAUAGUUUUACAGACAUCAUACAAAAAGCCACCACCAGCAAUGCAAAAACAACAGCAGCAACAAUAACAACAUUAAAACAUGUUGGUGAUGAUGAUAUGAAAGACUAUGAUAACAACAGCGAGCAACAGCAAAAACCAAAUCAGCACCAGAACAACAAUGAUAGCAUCAUGUUUGUAGAGACAACAACAGCAACAACAACGCCAACUUGCAGCAGUUACAAUUUAUUAACUCAGCAACAACAACAACAGCAACCACAUCAGCAACAACUACAACAACACCAUAUUUUAUAUCAAGAUAUGGAUAACACGACAUUAAAAACGAAAAGAUCCCGCAUUAGCUCACCCCCUCCCUUAGAUGGAAGGGACGUUGAGCUGACAUUAAACACUACAACUCCAUUAACACCACCAUCAUCAUCAUGCACUUCAAGCACUAACAAUAACAACAACAUCAACAUCAACAUCAGCAACAGCAACAAUAUUAAUCCAACACUUAACAGCACGAAAUCUAUACGAAAUUCAUCAUCACAUUCAAAACGUUUUGAGUUGGAAAUAUAACAAACAACAUCAGCAACAGCAAUAGUAGCGAAAGCAGAAGCAAUAAAAGCGUUAGCUUUAUUGCAGCAACAUAUUUUUACGUAGUUAAUAGCAAUAGUUUUUUUUUUUUUUUGAAAAUAGCUAAAAACAAAGAUGUUUCUGAAAAGUUUCUAAGAAUUUUUGUUGUCACAAGCAAAUUUGUUGCACAAACUUAUGUUUUGAUUACAGCAAAAAUUUUAUGUUUAAAUGCAGGCAAUGUUUAUGAAUUUUAUUUGUAUUUUAAAAACUAUUGGGACAAACAAAUACCUUAAUUGGUGUAAUCGAAUUAUUUAAUUUUUCUUCGUUCGGGGAAAAGCUCUCGAUGCAGAAUUUAAAAUGUCCAUUAAACAUACAUUUGCUUACAUUAACUUGUUUUCGUUUAAGGUUGUAAAGAAAACUGUUCACUACUAAAGUUUUUUAACUUUCAAUUUAGAUUAAGAACAUAGCUUUUAGCAUACCCAGUGUUAAAAAAGCUAAUGUUUUUCUCUGCAUUGGUUAAGCUCAGACUUGUUUUCACUUAUUGAACGUUUUAUUAAACUCAAAGCCUAAACGUUGUUGCAAAAUAUAAAAAAGCUCAAUUAUGAAAGCUUUAUUUUUUAUAAAACACUGCUUUUGUAUAGCGCAGUCUAAAAAAUAUGCAAAAGCUUAUUGCCUCUUGUUAAAAGUUUAAAGUUAGGACAAAAGUUUAGAGUUUAGAUAUAGGAUAAUAGAAUACCGAUAUAAAAUCUAAAUCGUUCCUUGGCAAAACAAAGCUUUUUUCAUAGACCAGUCUAAAUCAAAUAUAAAAGCUUUUGUUUUGAUCAUUAUAUAUUACUUAAAAAUAUUACUUAAACUUACCUUUAACAGUGCUUUUGCUUAGAAUAGCUUUAGUUUUUUCUUAUAAUAGGUUAAACUCAGUUUAAAGCUAGUUUUCACUAAUUGAAAGUUUUGUUAAACUCGAAAUAAGAUACUCUUGCAGAGUAUAAAAUAUAUGAAAGCUUCUCAACAAAAAAAUCAGUGCUUUUACAAAUGCAAACCUUAAGACAAAUGCAAAGCUUGUUUUUUUAUAUAGACACAUAGAAAGCGGAUAUAAAAACUUUAGUUUAACUAAAGUUAAGUAAUGUAAAGUUUUGCAGAUAUAAAAGCUUUAGUUUUUUCUCAAAAUACAAUAAGCUCAGUCAUUGCAAGUUUAGUUGUUGUUAGUUGUUGUAUAGUUUAAUGGAAAACAAUUAUAAAAGCUUGAUUUUUUUUCUUAAAAAAAUAGUGCUUUCACAUAUAGCAACUUAAAACUAAUGAAAAAGCUUUUUUCCUCUUGAUAAAAGUUUAGCUUAAUACAUAAGGUGAUUGAAAACAGAUAUGAAAACUUAA